Molecule: messenger RNA, 558 nt
Organism: Cervus elaphus (red deer)
Lineage: Eukaryota; Metazoa; Chordata; Mammalia; Artiodactyla; Cervidae
Product: rho GTPase-activating protein 20-like
Exons: 4
Coding region: 1-540 (179 amino acids)
Biological process (GO): signal transduction
Molecular function (GO): GTPase activator activity
Source: RefSeq, a predicted model, not a curated record
AUGCCUAAGAAGAUCACAGCUCUUUUCCAAGCUCCCCUGGACAGCAAGUGUGAGAUUUCUUUCAUACAAUUUCUCAUUGAAAACUGUCUCAAGAUAUUUGGAGAAGAUAUCACGUCUCUCUUUGGACCGAAAUCAGUGAGUUGUGAUAACAGUGAUAGCACUGACAUCACUGAUAACAGUGAGAAGGUUGCAGACAAGAAGACAGUUAGCAAGAGUUCUGUCAAAACCUGGGCCUUUUGGUGUAGCUCCAGGACUCGCGAGGACAACCAACACCCACCUCUACCACCCACAAAGCCAAAACAGCUCUUUGGAGCUCCUCUUGAGGAUGUAUGUGAUAACGACAGCCUGCCCACCCCAAUUCUGGAUAUGCUUUCCUUUAUCAACAAAAACGGGCCGUUCACAGAAGGCAUCUUUAGAACAUCAGGCAAUAUACAGUCACGCAGGGCCCUAAAGGAGAAACUAAACUCAGGGGACAAAGUGAACUUGGAUGAUGAGUCCAUUCUUGUGGUAGCAUCCACCUUAAAGGUAAGGAACGUUUGAGCCUUAUCCACACACAGA